Messenger RNA from Arabis nemorensis, 549 nucleotides. NCBI's taxonomy places the organism in Eukaryota, Viridiplantae, Streptophyta, Magnoliopsida, Brassicales, Brassicaceae. The record is from the annotation of a GenBank genome assembly.
AUGAGGAAGCUCAAGUUUCACGAGAAGAAGCUUUUGAAGAAAGUCAAUUUCUUACAAUGGAAAAGAGAAGGUGGCCAUCGUGAGAACAUGAUUACCUUUCGAUUCCACAUGGGUGGUCGUGACGAUUACAAAAAUUAUUCAAAUUUGUGUAGGACGGUGCAGAAACUGACGAAUGUAAUGAAACAGAUGGAUCCAGCAGAUCCUUUUCGUAUUCAAAUGACUGAUAUUCUUUUGGAGAAGCUAUAUAACAUGGGUGUUAUACCGACUAGGAAAAGCUUGGCUUUAACUGAUCGGUUAUCAGUUUCAUCCUUCUGCAGGCGUAGGCUAUCGACUGUACUGGUUCACCUGAAGUAUGCAGAGCACUUGAAAGAAGCUGUGACAUACAUAGAGCAAGGACACAUUCGUGUCGGACCGGAAACAAUUACUGAUCCAGCUUUCUUAGUGACUCGGAACAUGGAAGAUUUCAUCACUUGGGUUGAUUCUUCCAAGAUUAAACGGAAGGUGCUUCAGUACAAUGAUAAAAUGGAUGACUAUGACAUGAUUGCUUAA